AAUCGUGACGUAGGUCGUCUCAAGACGACCAAAGCUACGGCGAGGCUGACGUCGAGAGGAUGGCCUAGUCGUUCCAGCCACCGAAGCGGCUGCUUUUGUACAAAUUUUGAGUGACGGGUUAAUCUUCUAUAAUCUUGUAGGGGGGCAAUAGACCAUUUGCAGUCUCUCCCAAGCGCCCCGGCGCGCGCGCGAGGAAUCUUGGGAUCGGUGUUCUGUCGGCCCCCGUCGUCUGGCUGCUCUCCGUUGGAAUCGCAUCACCUCGCCCUAGACAUACUUUUCAUCUUCGUUGUUUAUACUUAAUAAUCCUCUUUUUUAUCUACUCCAGUGUAUUUUUCUUGUUCAUAAGUGUAUCUAUUUCGUUCAGCGCUUUGUAUUUCUUCUGUAUAUUACGUGUUUUUGUGCAUAUUCCAUCGUUUUCGACGCGGCCGUCGACGGACACCACGCCGCUUCGUUCGCCGCUCCCGGGGGAAGGCUAUGGCGACACGGGAUGUACCAGAGCCGCAAGAGCUACCACUUCCAGCAGGACCUUGGACCAAGCAGCUGAAGGACUUUCCUUCCGCAUUCUCGGAAAGCCACAUCCAAGGGCAUGGCCAAGCAGCUGGAGCACAGAAGCACACAAGUUCUGGCUACAAAAUGUUCAAGGCCCACAAAGUGCAGAACAUCUUCCUCCACACCACAAGUGCAUCAGAGACAAUUGUCAAGGCUAACGUGGAGGCUUCCAUGACCCUUACGAAGCGAUACGCAGUGCAUGCUGUGCUCUGCCAAGAUGGGCAGGUCAGCAAGGCUUCCUGUUCCUGCAAGGCUGGACAAGGCGGUGUGUGCAAGCAUGUGGCAGCACUGCUUUGGCACAUGCUAGACCUGAUAAGGGAGGGAAGGUCCUACAUCCCGGAUGCUCUGGCCUGCACUGAGGGAGCAAGGCAGUGGGGCCCAUCUUCAAAGAGAGGUGCAAGUACGGUGUCGUUCAACGAACUAGAAUUCGUCAAGCACGACUCUAGCAACAAGGCGAAGAGUGCGAGAAAAACCACGGAAGUGCAUGUGGACGUGGCGCAGGCAACCGUCAAGAGGCUGCAUACAGAUUUCAUUGAGAAGGGAAUAUUCCCAAUGUUUGCGGACGUGAUGGAAGAAGCUGCCUUCACACCCUUGCCAAGGAAGGUUCAGGAGCACUCGAACACGGAUGAUGGGGCCUCUGCAGCACGGAUCAGCUUGCCCAUAAAAGAGUGCUGGAAUCACCAGAUGCCACCAAGCGAUCCAUGCACCCUGACUCUUACACAAGCUCAGCACCUGGAGGAACAGACACGUGGCCAAAGCAGAAGUAUGCUGUGGCACACGGAACGUGAGAAAAGGAUCACGGCAUCACAGUUCGGAGACAUCGUCAAACGACAAGCACCCGUGAACGAAAAGUUUCUCAGGACGAUUUUCUCGGGCGGACAUGGCACGACACGUCACAUGAGGGCGGGACUUCAGAAUGAGGCGGCUGCUCUGAAGCGCUACAAGGCCAAGCAAAAGGUCCAAGUCUUCAGUGUUGGCCUUUGCAUCAACCCUGGCCUUCCCAUGCUGGGGGCAUCACCAGACGGGCUGGUCUGGGACGAAGAUAUACAGGAGUACGGACUAGUCGAAGUGAAGACCGUGUCACGGGCGAUAGAUGCGAACCUGACGACCUUCGAGGAGGUGAUGAGCAGAGGGUUUGUGGAGUUUAUCCAUGCGGACAAGAGUGUCGACAAAAAGCACAAGCACUACUACCAGGUGACAGGACAACUUGCGCUCACAGGACUGGAGUGGUGUGACCUUGUUGUUGACUGGGCGAAAGACUGCUGGGUCACACGGGUGCCCUUUGAUGAGGCACUCUGGGUGAACGUUAUGGUGCCACGCCUGACAGACUUUUUUUUUAAAUAUCGGAAAGACUGAGUGUUGAUCAUAAAAUUGUAGUGUCUGUUGUGGGCGGUUCUAGUGCCAAGUUUGGACACUUUUGGUAAUCGGGUUGCAAACACUGCCCGCGUGGGUGGGCGGCUCCGUACGUCAGCCUGCUGGUUUCGACUUCGACAACACCGGUUCUUGGCCUACCCGGUUUACGCAACUCGAGGAGUACGCUUAUGCCUCCGUACUUCGCCAAGCACCACCGGACAUUCAGGUGCGGACACUUCUCUACUGCAUGGGCCCCGAGGCUCGGGUCCUUCUCGACAUGUUCGGCUUGAACGCCGCCUCCCUGAACAACUACAACACGGUGGUCAAGCGCUUCUCGGAACACUUCCUGUACCCCGUCAACGAGGUGUAAGAGUCCUCGAGGUUCCACGAGCGGGUUCAGCAGCCGGGAGAGAGCGUCGACAGUUACUACGCCGAGCUCUGCAAGCUUGUCAAGUGGUGCAACUACCCGUCCCCCAAAGUCGAAGAACGCCUGGUUCGCGACCGGUUCGUUGUUGGUCUUUGCGACGAACGCCUGUCCGGCCAGCUCUGCUGGAAAGCCAAGCUCAGCCUCAAGGACGCGUGGACGCAGGUGAGGCAGAUCGAAGACGCCGAAAAAGAAAAAAACUGCUCGCGGGAGUCGAGAGUGUCCAGGUCACCGUCAACGUUGACGCCACCAAGUCUUGUCAUGGUCCGACGCACCAACGCAAGACAACAAAACGGUCAGACGACGCAUCAGCAGUGUCUUCACUUGGCGAUAACGACCCAGGUUCCUGCAGCUACUGCAGUCGGGCCCCCCACACACGCUCAGACUGUCCUGCUCGGCAGUCUCUGUGCAAUUAUUGCAAGAAGAAGGGCCACUUCGCGGACGUCUGUUGCGCUCGGAAACGAAAGCAGAGCAAGGUGGCGUUCCUUACCGCUCCACGCAAUCCUCGAGACUGAGAAGGCCAAGGCCAAGUACGUUGAGGUCAAUGUCGACAACUACACGGCGAUAUUCAAGGUAGAUUCCGGCGCGGAGGCGUCUGCUGUUUCGGAAGCCUUCCCGAACUUACCUCAUCAUCUGGACAAGGUCGACGACCUGCUGACAGCACCAGGAGACCAGUCGCUAAAAGUCAUUGGGUACUUCAUGGCUACCCUCCUGUGGCGAGGCAAGACCGGUCAUCAGCGUCUGUACGUGAUCAAGUCCCUCUCUAUGCCCCUGCUCGGGUUCCCAGCCAUCCAGGCUCUGGGUGUGGUAAAGUUCUUGGACGACAUGAAAGUGCCGGCACCGCAGGGACUUUUCAGAGGUCUCGGCACGCUCAAGGAGGAGUACAAGAUUCGGCUACGCCCGGAUGCGGUUCCGUUUUCACUUAGUGUUCCAUGCCGCAUACCGAUACCCCUGCGCGAGGUGGUGCAAACAGAACUGGCCAAACUGGAGCAAGACGGAGCCAUUCGGCGUGUCACCAACCCCACACCUCGGGACGCUGGACUGUUCAUGGUUCCAAAGUCGUCGGGAGGUUACCGUGUCUGUAUCGACUUUACAAAAUUAAAUCAAGUUGUCCCGAGAGAACGUCAUGUGCUCCCCACCGUCGAUCAAGUCCUGGGACUUCUGGGCGAUGCGGCAGUCUUCUCGAAGCUCAAAGUUACCUCAAGCUUCCAUCAGGUCAAGCUUUCCAAGGACUCUCAAGAGCUUACGAUGUUCAUUACGCCGUAUGGGCGUUAUUGCUUUUGCCGACUCCCAUUUGGCAUCACGUCGGCCCCUGAGUUUUUCCAGCGACAGGUGGCGUGGAUCUUGGAAGUCCUAGACGGAUUGGUCAACAUGGUCGACGACAUCCUAGUCUUCGGCAGAACGAAAAAGGAACAUGACCAACGCCUGCGGCAGGUGCUGUUGUGUCUCUCCGAGGCCGGCGUCACCCCUAGCUUCCGUCGACGGUUCGGCCUCAGGUGGACCUGUCUACUCGCGUCAUCGUGAUGUGCCUCGUCCAGCAUCACCACCACGUGUUCGUGGUGAUGGUACGGGCCGACACUACUCAACCCAUUCUGGAAGACAAGUGGUCGCUCCCAAGAGACUCAAUCUGUAAAACUUUGUUUUUUUUCACAGCCAAGGUGUCCGAUACUCUCCUUGAACAUUCUAAAGGGGGGAUUUUGCGGGCGGUGCUAGUGCCAAGUUUGGACACUUUCGGUAAUCGGGUUGCAAACACUGUGCCCACGUCUUGUGUAAAAAGCCAUUGCCUCGUGUGAUAAAGGUGCCUUUUGGUUCCUAGCUCUGGACGCUCAGUUGGUUGCUUGCCGUCGCUGGUGGGCUGUGCAGUUUCACCGCCGGCCACAGCCCGGCACGGCAGUGUCACAAAGGAAUCAACCUCAUUUUUAAUGCCAAAGACUUGGAGAACAUAUAAUAAACCAACUUUUGUGAACUGAAAGUGGCUGUCAUGACAAGUAGUUGGAAUGCCUCAGACUGCUCAUGUCGGCACAAGAAUUUGUUGCAAACUGUAGCGCGUACCUCUGUCCGAUAUAGUAGUCGCAAUAUUUGUGUACUGAAAAUAGUUUGUGCACUGUGCAUGCUAAAUUUCAUACACUUUUCCAUUGUUUACAAACCCACGCCCCAGCGUGUAAUCUUCACAGCCUAGCAUGCGCGUGGUCGUCAGUUGUGAAACCGUCCAAAGCACGCGCCAUACACACAAACACUAAAGAUGGUAUGGGAGCGUGUGACACCUAAAGAGGGCAUGAUCCUCUUCUGCAUUAUGCGCGAAAGUUCCAACAACGACCAUGUGCUGUGGCUACCAACGCCGCUUCCGGCGGCCCACCUGGGAGCAAAAUUGGUUUACGGUAGUGUCGUUACUGAUUUCAGCGCUAUUGAUGGUGAAAUUUUGGUUGCACGUCAAGGUCCCCACAUGUUCUUCCUCUGGGGUGACAGACAUCUUCCUUUGGUUUAAUCUGUAAACCCUCUAAUCUUCAUUUGCUGGGGCAUAUUGACGGAGAAUUUUAGUAAUUCGCACAAUUUACAAUGCAACAGCUUGUUUUCAACAUCUUGAAUUUUUGCCUGUGGCACACGCAAUGGCAUCUCAGUUAAAGCCCCUUCAUGUUUUAAAAGUAGCGCAAAGUGCGUCGAUGCACGAGGCACGUGCAACAUGCAGCCCUUGGGAAGAUCAUGGCGACACAGCGCAGCACUGAGCUAGAUUUCAGACGCCAUGUCCUUCCCAGAAGUGGCACACGGUACGUGUCUCGAGAAUUUCCACAACAAUGAAUGGCGCCACUUUUCCCAGGAUAGAGGGGCUUUAAUCUCAGUCUGCCUGUUGCCCCACCAAACAGUUCUGCUAGGAGUCGACUGUG
Molecule: messenger RNA, 5208 nt
Organism: Ixodes scapularis (black-legged tick)
Lineage: Eukaryota; Metazoa; Arthropoda; Arachnida; Ixodida; Ixodidae
Exons: 2
Coding region: 475-1905 (476 amino acids)
Molecular function (GO): zinc ion binding
Source: RefSeq, a predicted model, not a curated record